CAAUGGCCAGUGAGUGUCCCAUCUGUCUUAAAUAGUAAUAUCUGCGAGGCAGUAUGGUCUUCGACCUUAGCCUGAUCCAUGUGGAACGAAUCUGAACAAAACAAUGUGGUUUAUACCACAAACUAAAUAGAGGUACUGUUUAUACCAAACAAACAUACCAAAACUAUUAUAUUAUUUUUUUGGGAACUCGCGGUGUAGUAGCUUGUAUUUUAACUAAUGAUAUAUUGUAACGUACAUAACAAUGUCUAAAGUAUUAAUUAUAAGACAUUUACCCUCAACGUUGUCUUUUGAAGACAAAGAGCAGCUUUUGAAGCACUUCGGCGCCGAAAAAGUUUGGGAAACAAAAUUCAAAAGAAAUUAUAUAUUCGCGUCUUUCGCUAACGCUGAGAAGGCAAAGAGCUCAUUACUUAGGCUUCAUCAACUCGAAAUAGCUGGCAGAAGGUUGGUAGUAGAGUACUCAUUUGAAGGUGAACCUGUAUCUCAAAAACCGGAAUCUGAACAAACUUCGUCUAUUACCAAACAUGUCACAGAAUUUCUUUGCGCUCUCAACGCCUGGAAUCCUUCUGUUGACUUUUACCAGCCUCCUCCUAUGCACAUUAACUACAAAUAUCCAGAUAUUGACUGCAAUAUCAUUGUGAAUAUUAUUUACUGCCUUUUAUCUCACAAACCAUUUUACGUACAAACACUACAUUUAAUGAAUAAAAUGUGUCUUGACAUUCCUUUUGAAGAGAACGAAAAGGCUAUACAAUACUUUAAAGAAACUUUUAGGACAUAUUUUAUAGAUGAAAUUUUACCAAUGCCAGUUAACCAAUCUGAUACUGAUGAAUCUGAAAUAUCAAGUGAUGAGCAUGAGAAACAACAUCAGCCCACUCCAGUGUCUUUGAAGCGCCUCCAUACACUACCAAAAACAAGAAAGAGGCCAGCAGCCAUUUUGUCAACAGCCACAUUGCCUAAAGUUCGGAAAGUUCCACAUAAUCAGGUAGAAGUGUUUGAGAAUGUGGCACCGCUCCAAGAGACAAAGAAGAUAUCAGUGUUUGUUCCCCAGGAUGCCUUGCAGAAAGCCCCAGAAUCACUAGAAGUAAUAGGAGAGUUGGGGAAAUUCCAGAAGCCAGAGCAACCAGAAAAGGUCACAGACACACCUAUAGAAAUUGAACAGCCCACUAUAACUAGAAAGGAAUUGUUGAAAAAUAGAAUAUCAUACAGAGACAUGAAGAUUCUGCCAGUUUACAAGAACUACCACCCAGGGCAACCUUCCAUGAGAUUGUAUAUAAAGAAUCUGGCUAAAACUGUGACUGAGCAGGAUGUUAAGAGGAUAUACAAACAUUACGUUGCACACCUCCCAGAUGAUGACGUAGGGUUCGACGUCCGAGUGAUGCAAGAGGGGAAGAUGAAAGGGCAAGCAUUUGUCACUUUCCCUUCAGUUGAAAUAGCUGAGACUGCUUUGAAUGAGACUAAUGGAUUUAUGUUGAAAGAAAGACCUAUGGUUGUGCAGUUUGCUAGAGCUGCAAAUAAAAAAACUAUUGAGUAA
Amyelois transitella is the source of this 1528-nucleotide messenger RNA. Its product is annotated as RNA-binding region-containing protein 3-like. The record is from RefSeq and is a predicted model, not a curated record. The coding region runs from base 242 to 1528 and encodes 428 amino acids. Gene Ontology annotation, biological process: mRNA splicing, via spliceosome. The transcript has a single exon. Gene Ontology annotation, cellular component: U12-type spliceosomal complex. Gene Ontology annotation, molecular function: pre-mRNA intronic binding; U12 snRNA binding. NCBI's taxonomy places the organism in Eukaryota, Metazoa, Arthropoda, Insecta, Lepidoptera, Pyralidae.